Molecule: messenger RNA, 204 nt
Organism: Cooperia oncophora
Lineage: Eukaryota; Metazoa; Nematoda; Chromadorea; Rhabditida; Trichostrongylidae
Source: the annotation of a GenBank genome assembly
AUGCGUGUGCUCCAGGUGGUACUUCAAGGCAUCGGUAUCGCGGCAGUAGCUCAUGCUCACUUUGCGCUCCGACUUUUAUCAGGACCAUCUCCAAAAACUGCUGGUGAUCACGUAUGGCUUCACCCAUAUCUUCUCAUAUCGAAUCUACGGCAUACUUACGCGAAGUUUCUUCCUCCCAGCACCUGUCCUCAGGAUCUCAAGUAG